Messenger RNA from Pogona vitticeps (central bearded dragon), 2598 nucleotides. It is a transcript of the gene TTYH1, whose product is annotated as tweety family member 1. Lineage: Eukaryota; Metazoa; Chordata; Lepidosauria; Squamata; Agamidae. Gene Ontology annotation, cellular component: plasma membrane; smooth endoplasmic reticulum membrane. The record is from RefSeq and is a predicted model, not a curated record. Gene Ontology annotation, molecular function: intracellularly calcium-gated chloride channel activity; volume-sensitive chloride channel activity.
UCACUCCCCCCUCCCCAUAUCCCGUGCGGAUAAGCCCUGAUGUUCUUCACUGCCUCUCUACAUACAUUCCCCGACAGCCCUCCCUCUGCCAGCAUGGGUGGCCGGCGUCCAGCGCGGUGAGCGGUGCUGGGGUGCUGGGGCGCCCCCCCCUCCUGGGGUAGGAGUGAUGGGGUCUCCCCAGGGAUACCGAGCUUCCUGGUGGACCUUCCUUCUGCACCAGGCACCGCACAGCAACUUCCAGUUUGAGCCAGUGGGGAGCGAGUUUGCCCCAGAGGAUUGGGGGUACCAGCAGGCGUUGCUGUUUCUGGCUAGCAUCUCAGGCCUCUGCUUUGCCAUCAGUCUAGUUCUCAUCUGUGUCUACCUGAUACGCUUCUGCUGUUGUAGCCAUGAAGAUGAUGAGGAAACGAAGACACAACGAGUUUGCUGCAUCACUUGGAGCUGCGUGGCAGCAGUUAUCGUCUGCUGUGCUGGGAUUGGCAUUGGUUUCUAUGGAAACAGCGAGACCAACGAUGGUGUAUACCAGGUCACAUACUCACUGCUGAAUGCCAACCACACACUAAGCUCCAUUGAUACUCUGGUCUCAGAAACAGUGGAGCUCUUAUCAGCCACAGUACGGGGGGACCUCACUCAGCUGGAGGAGACACUUGCACCGAGAACAGAGCUGGUAGCUGUGGUCAGGAAUACACGCCGCCAAACUGAGGCAGUAGCACAGACACUGGAUGGCAUUCCUUUCUGGGGAGAGGCAAGCGGAGGGCCCAGCAACCUAGCAGACCAGAUUGGUUACCUGGAAGAUUACAGGUGGCUGGCCUACAUUUUGCUGCUGCUGUUGGACCUCAUCAUCUGUCUCUUCAUCUUGCUGGGACUGGCAAAGCAGAUCAAGUGGCUGGUAAUCGUAAUGACUGUGAUGAGUUUUUUUGUUCUCAUCCUGAGCUGGGGCUCCAUGGGGCUAGAAACAGCAGCAGCUGUGGGACUGAGUGAUUUCUGCUUUGAACCAGAUGGCUAUGUGAUGAACACAACUCAAGCCAGGACUGGACUCAGCCCAGAAAUCUUGCAGUACUACUUAUCCUGCAGCCAAGAUGUCUUUAACCCUUUCCAGCAGAGGCUCACCAUGUGUCAAAGGGCUCUAUCCAACAUACACUCUCAGCUGUAUGGAUUGGAGAGAGAAGCUGUCCCACAUUUCCCUGCAGCUGAGAAGAACAUCUUGUCCAUCCAAAGCACUUUGAACACCACGGAAAGCAAUUUCCACCACCUUGUCGCUCUGCUUAACUGCCGGGGACUUCACAAGGACUAUGUGGAUGCCCUGAAGGGGCUGUGCUACGAUGGCAUGGAAGGGGUCCUCUUCCUUCUCCUCUUCUCCUUCUUCUCGGCCCUUUCCUUCACCACAGCUGUCUGCAGUCUGCCCCGUGCCUGGAAGAGGUUCCAGAACAGGGACUCGGACUACGACGACAUGGAGGACGACGACCCUUUCACGCCCCAGGCACGUAGGCCGCCGAUGGUGCGCGCGGGGGGGGCCGGGCCCACCCUGCCCGGCUCCUAUAGUCACUGUUCAAGCUGGGGCAGUCGUGGCAGCCUGCGCCUCUCAGCCCCCCCCAUUUCCAACGCCCCCGUCUCACAGUACAUGAGUCAAAGCGCUUCGUACAGUGGCAGUCCUCGAUUUGAGAGUGUCCCCCUCAUCGAUCGUCAUUCCCCACCCCCAUCGUAUUCCCCCAGCAUGCGAGCGUCUUACGUCGGUGCUAGCGAAGAAGUGGACCUCCCCUACCGGACUGGAUUCCUGUCCUAGAUGCACCCCCAGAAGACCCCAACCUACAUCCACACCAUCUAACUAACACAGAGCAGACCCCGCCUCCCCACCUCUUAAUGGAGCUCGACCGAAAUGAGCUCUGUCACUGUGUGCCCCCCCUCCGCCUCUUCACCUGGAUCUUUUCUUCACUCAUUUCUUUUACCUGCCCUUUAAGAGAAAGAAAGAGGAAGGGGGCAGGUUAUUAUCCCUUAGGGGAGGUAAAGGAUAUUAACAGAAGCAGGAUUGAGGAGUAAGAAAAGGCAAAGGAAAGGGGAUCUGGGGGGGGGAAGUAAUAUGAACAGGUACGGCUGAGCAAUAAGACAAGGCUGAGCCACACACACAAAAAAGGCAAAAGAGACAAAAGUAGGUAAAGGAGUGAAGAAACGGAAGAAAACAGCUGGUGUGGGAUAAGGAUAUUUAAAAUGUUGAGCGAAUGAAUCUAAGUUUGUAUACAAAGAAGCGUGUGAGAGAGCCAAUGAAUGAGUGUAAUGAUGGAGCGGAUGCUGGAAAGAAAGGAUAGAUCAAAAGAGCAAAAGGAUGAGGGAGAGAAAAGGUGGCGCCCUAAACUUGAAAUACAAAACAACUAAAGCCACCAGCCAGUGACUUGUUCCUGUUCCAUGUUCUUACAGUGGGCAUACCAGAAAGGUGAGGACCACCACUGGGUCCCACAGGGACAUUUGAGGGAAGAGGGGAGUCCAACAGGGGCCCAAAGUCACCCCUACUCCCCACCAGCUUCCUUGCUCCUCAUUAGAGCCCCCCCAACACUAACAAGCAUUUGGAACUUGCCCAGUUUAAAAUAAAAGGGAAACUUUAUUUUA